Molecule: messenger RNA, 971 nt
Organism: Acinonyx jubatus (cheetah)
Lineage: Eukaryota; Metazoa; Chordata; Mammalia; Carnivora; Felidae
Gene: CIMIP5
Product: chromosome A3 C2orf50 homolog
Exons: 4
Coding region: 295-756 (153 amino acids)
Source: RefSeq, a predicted model, not a curated record
ACAGACAGAGGCCGAAAACGAAGCUGGGCUCAAGGGCUGUCCCACCACUCUGAGCUUGGGGUCUUGAGGGGCAGCGACCCCUGCCAGGCUCCCCUGGGGUUCAGAGGGAGGGGGGAUCCCAGGAGGGUUCCGAGCUCAGACAGGAGUCUCUCUGUCUCUAUCUCUGUCUCUCAGUCUGUCUUUUUGUCUCUUUCUCUCUCCCUCUCCCUCCCUCUGUCUCUCUCAGUCUGUCUCUCUGUCUCUCUCUCUCUCUCACACACACACACACACACACACACACACACACACGGAUCCAUGGGGAGUCACCCCCACCCUGGGUUCCAGAGAACCACAUCCGCUGGGUACCGGCUCCCCUCCACCAGGCCGUCCGCCUUACACACCCCCACUGCCCGGAGCGGCCCCGCAGUGGGCAGGGGUCUCGCUGGCGGUCGCCGAGCCCCCCAGGCCCCCGGAACUGAUGGUGUGCAGCAGGAUCAACUGUGGAGGGAGCUCCUGGAGGCCGAGAGACGGGGCCAGCAGCGCUGGGCUCAGAACUGGAGUUUCUUGAAAGACUAUGAUCCCCUGGGCGAGAAGAAGGCGCCUGUGACGUUGCCGGAGAGCGUGCCUUUCUUUUCCGACGCAGUCCCCAGUUCCACGAACCAGGUUGUGGGCAGCAGGGUGGACACGCCCCUGGGGCAAACCCUCAUCGGCAUGGACUUCUUCUUCGUGGAGGGGGUCCGGAAGAAGAAGCUGGAAGCCGAGCUGCAGCCCGUGUAGGAGGAGGAGGAGGGCCAGGGCCGGCGGGCCUGCCCCAGGUUUCACACCCAGCGCAGAACCCAGUGCGGGGCUUGACAUCAUGACUGUGACAUCAGGACCUGAGCUGAGAUCAAGGGUCGGAUGCUUCGCCCACUGAGCCACCCAGGGGCUCCUCUGUCCUCGCUUUAUCACUGCUUCUCUGAGCACCCCUGCCUCAUUCUCCUCUCUGAGGCAGA